CUGUGUGUGUUGACACAUCUGCCAGCCACAAAAAAAUUUCUGUUUACGUGUAUAAUUUUUGUAAUUUUCAAAUGUAUCUAAUCGGUCUACAAAAACAACAGAAGAAGAUAAUACAUUUCAUUUCUUUGUUUAUUUUAAAUUAAAAAAGCGCAAUGGCUAUACACGUCAAUGCAAAUACUUUAAAAUACGUCAGCCUAAUCACUUUAACAUUACAAAAUGCCAUACUCGGCCUCAGUAUGCGGUAUUCACGAACGCGUUCCAAAGACAUGUUCCUAAGCUCUACUGCGGUUCUAAUGUCGGAAGUGGCUAAAUUGAUAACGUGCAUAUUUUUAGUAUUCAAUGAAGAAGGCAAAGAUGCACGUAAAUUUGUCAAAACUUUAAAAAAGACUAUUAUUGAAAAUCCUAUAGAUACUCUGAAAGUAUGUGUACCAUCUAUGGUUUACAUAGUACAGAAUAACUUGUUGUACGUUUCGGCAUCACAUUUAGAUGCAGCCACGUACCAAGUUACAUAUCAAUUGAAAAUUCUCACAACUGCAAUGUUUGCCGUAGUUAUUCUACGUCGCAAACUCUUGUCUUCCCAAUGGGGAGCUUUAAUUCUUUUACUUGUGGGUAUAAUUUUUGUACAAUUAGCUCAAACCGAAGAACCGGAUGUAGCUUACGCUGCAGCGGCUUCGAGGCCAGUACAAAAUCGAAUGUUUGGUUUGUGGGCAGCGAUAGGAGCAUGUUUUCUAUCUGGGUUUGCCGGUAUAUACUUUGAAAAGAUUCUCAAAGGAGCUGAGAUCUCUGUUUGGAUGCGGAAUGUCCAACUCAGUUUACUCAGUAUACCAUUUGGAGCUAUUACAUGUUUCCUAAACGAUGGGGAUAAAAUUCUAAAGGAUGGCUUCUUCUUUGGUUAUGAUGGAUUUAUUUGGUAUCUGGUGCUUCUGCAAGCUGGUGGUGGACUUAUAGUUGCUGUUGUUGUGAAAUAUGCCGACAACAUUCUAAAAGGCUUUGCAACUUCUCUUGCAAUUAUAAUAUCUUGCGUGGCAUCUAUUUAUCUAUUCGAUUUCAAUUUAACCUUACAAUUUACUGCCGGUGCGGCACUUGUGAUAGCUUCGAUAUUUUUGUAUGGUUACGAUCCGAAUAAAGGAGGCAAGUUGGCAGUUAGACCGUCUUUGGAUGAGGAAAAACUCUUACCUCGUGUUUAAGGUAUCCCCGAACUCAAAUGAAAUUUACUGGCUAAGAUCAUUCCUUUUUUAUGUAAAGUUAAAUUUUAAUCACACAUGCACAUCAUAUCACACACUGAGUGAAUCCUAUUUGCCAGUAUUUAUUAUAUAUUAUAUACCUUUUCCUAUAUAUAAUUAAUUAUGUAUUUUUAUUUUAAAUGAACUGAGUUAUAGUUUAUGUUUUUGAAGAGAAUUAUAUGUCUUACAUUAUAAAAUGCAUAAAUAUGUUUUUGUGCAUUGUUUAAAAGUUCCAAAUAAUAUUCAUAUAUGUAGAUUAGAUAGGAAUUCUCAUUUUUUGACUUUGAAAAUACCCGUUUUAUUUAUUAAGUUCUUCAGCUUCUUGAACACAAUUAUAGCGGUAUCAUAUACCUUCGGUGCAGAUAAUGAAGACUGAUUUACUUUUGUUUAUAUUUUUUUCAUGUUUCUGCACAAAGUUAAACACAUUUUUUUUCAUAAAAAUAUAAAAAAAUAUUGUAUUGUA
This is a messenger RNA of Episyrphus balteatus (marmalade hoverfly), 1686 nucleotides long. It is a transcript of the gene Ugalt, whose product is annotated as UDP-N-acetylglucosamine transporter. The coding region runs from base 153 to 1187 and encodes 344 amino acids. The transcript is spliced from 3 exons. The record is from RefSeq and is a predicted model, not a curated record. Gene Ontology annotation, cellular component: Golgi membrane. Lineage: Eukaryota; Metazoa; Arthropoda; Insecta; Diptera; Syrphidae. Gene Ontology annotation, molecular function: UDP-galactose transmembrane transporter activity. Gene Ontology annotation, biological process: pyrimidine nucleotide-sugar transmembrane transport.